CAUCUGUGUUAAUACUGCUGGCUAUUAUUGCUAACUGAUAACUUUUGCUACUAACUAGUAACUACCAAAUAAUAAGCCCGGAAGCAUUCUUCCAAGUGAUGACCCGAAGCAAAAGAGAACUGUUUCCUCGGGAAAACCAAAUGCCACCGCCGGUGCCGAAUUAGUUUCUGGCGAUGUUGAUUUGAUGUUUUUGCGGUGGAAACCUUGCGGUGCCGUUUAAUCGAGUGCACCGCUGAUUGCUGAAAUCGAGACGACCGUCAAAUAUCCGCCGCCGAAUGUCGGCGCCGUUGAUUUGAUCGAUGCACCUCUAAAUGGUGAAAUCAACGUGACCGUCAAAUAUCCACCGCCGGGCGGUGUUGAUUUGAUCGAUGCACCUCUGACUUCUAACCAAGAACGACCGUUACUACGGUUCGCACCUCUCCAAACUACGUUCGAACGAGGGUGUUUGAGUUUUGAGGAAUCUACGCUACCGCUACUCCUAUGGAGAUUCCUUUGGAGAGCUCCGCGACUACGACUAAGACUACAACUAUGGAGAUCCUUCCUGGAAGGAGAGCUCCGCGAAGGAGUUACAGAGAAAAAAGGUAAAGUUUGACAGAUGUGUUUCUGUGUUGAUUUCGUUGUCCCCGUCUCUCUCCUCUCAGGGUUGAUUUUAUCUAAAACCAACUUCGUAGUCUUCACGCUCUGUAGAACUGCUUCCUCAACUGCUCCGUCCUGAAAUCCCACGUGUCUCAACUGCCUUGAUCUCCUCUUUCUGCUUUGCGUAAAAGUCACGUGCACACACAUCAACUUUGUACCAUGGUUCAAAUCCCGAUACCGCCAUCGAUUAAAACAACAUUGUUGUUUCACCCUCGUCACCGCGUACUCGCCGCUAGAUUGUUGAUCUCUCGGCGUCGUUGACCACACAAAGUUGAUGGCCUUCGUUGAACUCCACGAUGUUGCUGCGGUAUCAUUGAACUUCGCGGCAUUGCCGCACUAGCAACGCCGCUAGAUUCGCGACCGCGACCAUCUCUCUCCACCGCAAUGUUGUUUAGCUCGCGGCUUUAUCCACCACCGCGGUAUUGCUGAUUCCUCGCGCGAUAUCGUUUUCAAGCUCCGCGGUGUCGUUUCCUCUCCAAACAGCUCCUUUUGUUUUUCUUUCCGCGACAUUGUUUAAAUAUUUAAACACUGUCGUUUGCUAAUUCAGUGGUACCGUUGGGCUUACUCGCGGUACCAUUUUUAAUUUAAACGACACCGCUGAUAUAGCCAAAAAUAUUCCAUGGAACCGCCGCCAAUCGGCGCUCGCAUUGGACUAGGCGAAUUUUGGUUUAAUUAAUCAGUACCGCUUACCAGGCUCUCGCGGCAUCGUUUUUAAAUCCGCGGUACCGAUUUUCCCCUUCGAACAAGGAAUAAAAAUAAUAAUUAAUUAUAAACAGAAAAAACUCCUUCCCCGACACCUACACUAAAACGCGCGGCCCCUUUUAUUUUCAAUAAACGUUGUCGUUUCCAGUGCCGCUGUACCGCUGAGCUUCCUUGCGGUACCGUUUUAACUCAUCCGCGAUGCCGCUUGUCGCGGUGCCGUUUUUAGCCAAACGACAUCGUUUCCCAGUCUCGCGAUGCCAUUGAGCUUUGAGGCCCGCGGCACCGUUUUAUCUCUUCGCAGCAUUGCUUGACUCCAAACGGUGCUGUUACUCUCCUCCUCCGACAAUGAAAAAUAAAAUAAAAAACAUUCCUUGUCCAACAGCAACACAUGUCCUGCGCAUGACUCACACAUGGUCUGCAACCAAUGUCGUUUCAAGUACCGCGGUACCGCCGAGCCUCUUCGCGGUCUCGCUUAAAUUCUCCGCGGCAUUGCUCGACACCAAACGACAUCGCUUUGGCCAUGCGAUAUCGAAUUAAAUGUCGAGACUCAUUAUUACGGCAUUGAAUUUAGGCCAAAAAUAUUUUAGGUGUAAACAAUGCCCCCACAAUUUGGUUUAUAAGAAUUAUGAACCAAAUUGUUGACACAACUUAAAUCACCUAAAAUAUCUCAAAAUCACGUUGAUUUGACCAUAAAGAAAAAUCCCACUGGUCUAUUUUGCAACGCGCCUUAACCAUUGUUCACGGUGCUGCUUUGGUUAAGCAAUAGAUUAUUAACUUCUAUUCCUUUCCUGAGAACCCUAGCUGCUUAAUGGCCUCAUAAUAUUCCUCCAUGAAAAUUCUUAAGUAAAGAAAGAAAAACCAUGGCCAUGCAAUGUUACCUUUUGGAGGACGGGACUUUUAACAACAUGGCUCCUUGCAAGAGUAGAAGUCUGCUUCAGCAGCAAUGCUGCCCUCAUCCGCAGUGUUGCUCUAUUCCGAAACGCAUGCGCUUAGCCUUUCUCCUUUCUCUGUGUCCGAAGUUGCCGUUCCUCAAGCUCGCAAAGCUCGAGCAUCAUUGAUUCACGAUACUCCCAGGGCAAUACAAUGGCCAAACGACACUGCUUUGGCCACUUUCAUACACAUCAUUGUUGCAACAGCCUGCAAAGCUGUUUUAGGCUAUUCCGGUGAUGCUUUAUAUUUCCUUCACAAAUCCUCAAUGUUGCUUUUGACCAAACGGCAGCGCUUUGACGCUUUUUGUUUCUUACUCAUUCCGCAAUACCGCAACGCUGUGGCAGGCUUUACCAAAACGCAGUGGAUUUGUCCCCGCACCGCAGAGCUGCGAAGAGCAAAACACCCCUGCAUGCUUUUUCCCUGUGGCAGCGGCAGCGUCGUAUGGAGCUCGUUAUCCUGAGACCCUAUUUUCCUUCCCGCCUUGUUGUAGUCAAAUCCAAUACACGCCUUCGGGCAACACUGCUGCCAAGACCCACUACAAUGCUGCGAAUUUUUUUUUCUUACCCGAUGUUGCCUUGGCCUGUUGGCCAAAUUAAAUUAAUGCAUACGAUUUUUUUUUUUUUGGCCAAGUUCCAUCUGCAAUGCUAGCUCGGCAACGCUAUUUAGGCCAAAGAAACAGCCUCGUUGAAAGUUGCAAUAGCUCCACAAGACUGCAACCCUUUCGCGGCACCGCUUUAGCCAAAACAAUUGUGUCGGGGUUUUCUUAUUAAUUCAUAUUUGGCCAACUAACAGUCACGCCAACAAAAUUUUAACCACGUUUUGGCCACAAGAAAAAUCUGACUGGUGUACUUGCACCCAUAACCUUGCUCACGCCUCACACUGCUACUUUGGGAGAGACACUCGGAGUAAAACAAGGUUGUUUCACGGCAAUAGUAUAGUCUCCCACCCAACAACUCUAGAUCUCCUAUACAACCCUGCAGCGGCCGCAGUGCUGCCUUAGCCCAAAACAGACUUGCUUUUGUAGACUCCCACAACAUUGCCUAGGCCAAACGGCAGUGUUUUGAAUUUUUCUUUUAUUUAAACAAAAAUAUCAAACAGCCGUGUGUUUUUAGUGUCACCUAUGCUGGCAGCUCCGCAAUGUUGUUUUCCCGCAACAAUAUUGAACUACUAGCCGCAAUGCUAUUUUGGCUGAAACGGCUGCGUUUAAGUAAACCUUUUUUAUUUUUUACUGCCGCUUUAGAUUUGUUUUGCUCAUCGCUACGGCGACUAAAAUUACAUCGCCACCAAUGUGGUUGUUAACCCUCAUCACCGCUGGCCUUUUAUCUUCUUUGCCGCAAACCAACAACUAGCGCCAACAACGUCGCAAAACCUCAACAAAAAAUAUAUUUAAUUAUUUGUUGUAUGGCCAACAACGUGCAAGAUUGCUCUUGUAAUUUUGUUUGGAUUUUUUCUUUAUUUAUUUUUAACUUGGCCCAAAGUGAGUCCCAAAUAUCAUCAACGUCGUUGGCCGCUUUGUUCCAAAGUCCAAACGACAACGUUUCCAUCAUUUUUUUUUUUCAACGUUGCUCAAAGGAACAAAACGACAAUGUUCCAUUAUUAUUAUUCGAUGCCACCAAUCAGCCAACAACGAUGGACCGCAUCACUGCUUAUCGCUUAGGCUCGGUGGUGCUGGCAUUUUUUAUUUUUUUCAACGGCAUUAUUUAUCCCUCUAUCACCGUUUGUCAUCUUGAACCAUCAACAACACCAACUUCUUCUUAACAAUGUCGCUUGAUUAUAUUUUUAUAAUAAUAAUUUUUUUCUUUUCCUCUUUUUUUUUAAAUAUAUUACGUGGCCUAAAUUAGCCACACAUUUAUUUUAAUAGUAGUUAAACAAAACAGGAUUGGCAUU
Linum trigynum is the source of this 4155-nucleotide messenger RNA. Lineage: Eukaryota; Viridiplantae; Streptophyta; Magnoliopsida; Malpighiales; Linaceae. The record is from the annotation of a GenBank genome assembly.